AUGGCACGACGCUCGUCAGCCAGGAUCCGUGCGAAGCAGUCGACCACGCCACAGGCGCAGAGAGUGUCUGACAUGGGUGUUGACAGCGAUGCCAUCAAGACACAGCGCACCGCUCCCAAACUAUCCGUCGUCGACGAACACGAUGAGCCGCAACCUACACCAACCAGAAGCGCCCAGACACCACGCGACGGCACCCCUAUACAACCCAGCGCGCAGGAAAUGCAUCCCCAGAAAUACCAGAUGAGCACAGCCAAGCCGCUCGACGAAGCACGAUGGCUGGGUUUCAGCAGCAACAAGACCAGCCAGCAGACGCCCACCAAGACUCCCAAAGCCCCACAGAACAUCAUGGACAACGCUCCCGACUUCAGCUUCACCUUCCAGCGCCCUACCUUGAGCCUGAGCCCACAGGCCCGCGCAUUGAUGGACGAGACAAGAGGGGAGGCGGCAAAGAUCCGGAUCGAGAUGCAGGCCACACAGAAGGGCCAGCCGUCAGCCAGCGACGUACUGGGCCGUAAGAUUGCUACACCCUCGGGCAAGGUCAGCCGCUUCAGCGACGUGCACAUGAAGGCUUUCAAGAAGAUGGACUCGAUCGCCGACCAUCCUUCGGCCUUCCGCGCCAGAGACAACAGGCCAUUGGCCACCGACAAGCCAUCUGCACUCAAGCGCUCGCCAUCCAAAGCCGAGCUUGAGCGUCCAUCCUCGUCCUCUUCAUCUACCUCGCUGCCUCGUCCUGCAUCGCGCGACAAUCUCGACGCAGGUCCGGCCAAGCGUAUCAAGCGUGCUGCCGACGAAGAUGCUACGGCUUCGCGCCCCAAUGCAACNCCCAAGCCUACUCUCAAGAGUGCCAUGAAGACGAAUAUGACACCUCGCUCCAUCAAGCCUCCUCAGUCGAUACUCAAGUCGGCCAAAUCCGUCCGUCGUACCACUAUGAUCCCAUCUUUCCAACGCAGUCCUGUCAGGCCCAACAUGGCCAGUGCAAGCAUCCAGCAUGAGCAGGCUCAAGACAAGCAGAAGGAUCAACGUGCACAGCUUCUGUCAAAGUCUCCGAUCAAGUCUCCAGUCAAGUCGACCAUGGCUGAUCGUAUCGCCCGCUUUGAGCCUGAGGCUCCCGAAAGCCCUCUGCUUAGCCGCAGUCCGGCCAAACACGCAUCCCCGAACAAGGUCCGCGUCGCUCAAGAGUCCCCUGAUGAUUCCUUCAAGAUGCCAUUCCUUGCUCGAUCUCCUGCAAAGAAGAUGGCUGGGGCCCAAGACAUUGAAGACAAGGAUGCACCCAAAGAGAAGCACAACAAACAACCAUUGCUUGCUCGUUCUCCUGCGAAGAUUCCAGUGUCUGGAAGCUCCCUCGACACUGCACAGCAACAAACACCGGGAAAGCCUAGUCUGUUCGCCCGCUUCAACCUGCUACGUCAGUCUCCUGUGAAAUCCAUUUUGCGCACCCCACAGCGCCUGUACUCGGACGAUCCCUUCAAGGUCGCUAAUGGCACUCACUUGUCAACUCCACCCAACGCCAUCUCGAAUGCUGAGAAGGCCGGCCCUCCACCNCCUCCCAAGACAUGCCCUGUCAUCAAGCAUGUCGACUUUUCUGCUUCGACCAAGACGUUAGACCAAGCCGAAGAGACCCCUGACACUCCUACAAAGGCCUCUUCUCCUCCAUCAAAGCCCAAUGAGCAGACUUCUAUUGCCUACCCUACUCUACCUACCACUUCUGACGGAGCCGAGCGACCCAAGAAGGCCUAUCGCCGCAUGACCAUGGCUGGCACUCCUAACGACUUCACGUUCCGCGCUGGUGAGCAAGCUAUUACCUUCGCACCAUCGCCUCGUCGCACCACUUCUCAAGAAAUCAAGCCCUCUAUCCGCUCCGUCGAACAUUCACCCGAGCUUCCCGCAGCCACCGGCACCAAGCGCAAGGCCGACCAUGAGGACUUGAGAAAGGAAGCCACCACAACUACAGCCAGCGACAAGGAAAACGACGAUUCUGAACAGCGUCCUGCAAAGAAGGCCAGAUCCGACAAGCCUGAGCCCACACGCCCAUCCAUUGUCGCCGCUACUGCCAAGACUCCUGUGAAGAAGAUCCCUACAGUGGGCGUCAGACCAAAGUCCUUCACCCAGAAGCCCAAGGAGAAGCGUCCGGGUAUGUUGAGUGCAGCCCGCCUGGCCGCUCUCGCAACCCCCAAGAGACACUGA
Molecule: messenger RNA, 2184 nt
Organism: Aureobasidium vineae
Lineage: Eukaryota; Fungi; Ascomycota; Dothideomycetes; Dothideales; Saccotheciaceae
Source: the annotation of a GenBank genome assembly